UUCCAUUUCACUUCAAAACUUAAUGGAAACAGAAGUGCUCUAUGAUCUUUCUCCAUUCGCGAGGAUUUUCAACGAUGGCCGAGUGGAGAGACUCUGGGGGACCGAAACCGUGCCUCCGUCGCUGGACGAAAAAACCGGCGUCCGAUCGAAAGACGUCGCCCUUUCAUCGGACUCCCCUGUCUCGGCAAGACUCUACAUCCCGGAAGCGGCGAUUGACUCUCCCCGAAAGCUGCCCGUGCUUGUGUACUAUCACGGAGGAUGCUUCAUAUUCGAAACUGCGUGGUCCCCGACUUACCACAACUAUCUCAAUGCCCUAGUCACGGAGGCCAACGUCAUUGCCGUCUCCGUCGAGUAUAGGAGGGCGCCGGAGGAUCCUCUUCCGGCAGCUUAUGACGAUUCGUGGACUGCCCUCAAGUGGGUGGCUUCUCAUUCCACCGGAAACGGCCCCGAGGAGUGGCUGAAUUCUCAUGCUUGUCUCGAGAAGGUGUUUCUGGCCGGAGAUAGCGCCGGUGCUAACAUAGCUCACCGGAUGGGCAUUCGAUUGGGAGAGGAAAAGCUAAAUGGAAUUGAAUUUCCAGGCGUUAUUAUGGUGCAUCCUUAUUUUUGGGGCAACGAACCCUUGCCUUCGGAGACCACCAAAACCGAAAGGAGGUCCGCGGCCGAGGACCACCGGGUGCGAUGA
Rhodamnia argentea is the source of this 682-nucleotide messenger RNA. Its product is annotated as probable carboxylesterase 12. The coding region runs from base 23 to 682 and encodes 219 amino acids. The record is from RefSeq and is a predicted model, not a curated record. NCBI's taxonomy places the organism in Eukaryota, Viridiplantae, Streptophyta, Magnoliopsida, Myrtales, Myrtaceae. The transcript has 3 exons. Gene Ontology annotation, molecular function: hydrolase activity.